Messenger RNA from Funneliformis mosseae, 460 nucleotides. NCBI's taxonomy places the organism in Eukaryota, Fungi, Glomeromycota, Glomeromycetes, Glomerales, Glomeraceae. The record is from the annotation of a GenBank genome assembly.
UCGAAUUAAACAAAUUCAAAAUAAUCAAGAUACAUCUCAUAAGAAAACUGAUGCACUUGAAAUGUGGGAAAUUGAAACUAUUCUUAAUUUACUAAAUAUGCAAACUGAUAUACCAAAAGUAGCAGAUAUUUUAUUAUAUCAAUCUAAAAGACCAAAAGAUUGUAAAACUCCUGAGUUUUUUUUAAGGAUUAAUACUUCACAAAAAAUAUAUCAUGGAAAUUGGUUCUGUGAUUCUACACUUGGAAAACAUUCUUAUGAUAAUAUGCUCAUAAAUAUUAUUGCUGAUUGUAAAUUGAUGCAAAGGGAUGAAAUCUUGUCAAUAAUUCAAUGCGUUCAACUGGAAUAUCUUUAUGGAUGUUACUUGGUAUAUCUCAUGCAGAACAGAUGGAUAUUACAGGACACAGGAACUUGCUGGCAUUUCUUCAUAUUCAACUUCAACUGUUCAACAAAGAAAAAAUAA